Catharus ustulatus (Swainson's thrush) is the source of this 1031-nucleotide messenger RNA. RefSeq names its product SWI5 homologous recombination repair protein (gene SWI5). Gene Ontology annotation, cellular component: Swi5-Sfr1 complex; Swi5-Swi2 complex. The coding region runs from base 1 to 519 and encodes 172 amino acids. NCBI's taxonomy places the organism in Eukaryota, Metazoa, Chordata, Aves, Passeriformes, Turdidae. The transcript has 5 exons. Gene Ontology annotation, biological process: double-strand break repair via homologous recombination. The record is from RefSeq and is a predicted model, not a curated record.
AUGCCCCUCGGCGGCAGGACUACAACUCCCGGCGUGCUCUGCGGCGGCGGGACAGCGACUCCCCGGUGUGGCGGGAGCCGCGAGCCCUCAGCCCUGGCCGAGCGGGUCCCGCCGAGCGCGGGCCGCAGCCCGCCCCGCCACCCGCCGCCGCGGGCCCUGCCCAGGAGCGGCGCUCUCUGCUUUGGCAGGGUCUCGGCGGGCGGCCGGCGGAGCGGCGGGGCCGGGCUCAGGGCACUGACCCCAUCUCCAAAGUCCUUCCAGCCUAAUGGAGCCAGCGAAGAAGCCUUGCGGUGUGAAAUCGAAGAGCUGAAACAGAAAGACCUUGCUCUAGACCAGGAAAUUGCUCAACUAUUGUCCGAGGGCUACAGCCUGGAGGAACUGGACAAGCACAUCUCUCUGCUCCAUGAGUACAAUGAAAUCAAAGAUGCUGGGCAGAUGCUCCUGGGCAAGCUGGCUGUUAUCCGAGGGGUCACCACAAAACAGCUCUAUCCUGAGUAUGACCUGGAGCUCAGUGACUAGUCCUGAACCUGGAGACUGCCAUGUCCUGCAAAAGUGACUGUCACUGGGCCAUGGCAAGUUGGUGUCAUGCUGGUUUAGAAGAGACAGAAGGUGGAAAAGGAACCUUUGGAAAAGAGAUGUAGUAUUUUAGAUAAUUUAAUGUACUACCUGAUCAACAGGAUGAUUUUUUUUAAAUUUUUUUUGAAAAGCUGUAGUUCAGGUUGAUGUUGAGCUCCAUGGAGCCUUUGAAUCCGUGCAGUAUCCAGGGGAUAGAGGAAGUGAGGACAUACAAAUGUGCAAUGUAAUAGCUGCUUUGAAAGGAAAAGAAGAAGGGAGGGAAGAAGACAGAAAUUGUGGUGGUUUGGGGGUUUUAUUUUGUUUUAUCAACAAAUCCAGAGGAGUCUGGAUGUUCUGCAUUCUUAUAUUUACCUACUCUGGUAUCUGGAGGUUUUGUAUCAUUUCUGUAGUAAAUGGCAAAAUAGAAAGUUUUGUUGAACUGUCCACUCUGAAUAAAGCAGCCUUCACAUCUGUCA